CGGCGCUGCGAUGGAGAACUGCCCGAUUUGCCUCGAGGACCUAGACGGCGCGUCGCCCGUCCUACCCUGCGGCCAUCGGUGCCAUGCCAGCUGCCUGGGGCAGCUGGCCGACGCGAAUGGAUGGGCAGCUACCCGGCGUGGCACGGUGAUACCGUGCCCCAGCUGUCGCAAGGAGUCGCGAGUCGCCGCCCCGACGCCCGUCGCAGCGUUUGGCGUCGGCGACGAGGUCUACGCGUUGUGGGGGCACAGAUGGUACCCCGGCGUCGUGGAUGAGGUGCUUGAGGACGGAUACGAGAUCGCUUGGGACGAGGAAGACGCCUCCAACGAGAUUCCUGCCGCUCGUGUCCGCGCGCGAGUUCCGGUUCAGCCCGUGCCGGCUCCAACGAACACACCAGAGCCGCCAGCCGCUCCUGGGACGGACGCGAGCGCUGCUCUACGGACGCUUGCGUUGCAGGCGCACGCGCGCGAGCAGGCCGCCGCGAACAGCGGGUCCGCGCCGGCGCCGCCCGCGCCGGUGGCUGCAGCACUGCCAAGCAAGCAAAAAAAAAACAGGCCGACCGCAGCCGUCCAACAACAACGCCUGCAGCUGACCAAGACCAUCUUCGCGGCGAGCGAGGGCUCGCUCGCCCAGCGGCGCAAAACGACCCAGCGACUGCUCGAAAAAGAACUCGCAAAAACGGGAGGCAACGUCAGGUCGAAAGCUUGGCUCCUUGUCGACGCGAUCGCGCCGAUGCGUGCCGGUCGUGAAACGGCACGGCCUCCGAACGUGAAAAUAUUCCUUCGGGUCACAAAACGAGCGACGCUCAGCUUCCUCACAGUCUCCCAGGACGACGUCGUCCUGCGCCUUGUGUUCAAAAGUCUCGCGCGGCCGUCCACGCGUGGUAUCGAGAAAGUGCGCGUCAUCAUGGGCCUCGGCGGCGUGCGGAGCGUCGCGACCGUUCGGGCGUUCGGUGCGUUCUUGGCGUGCAACCGCGCCAUCGUCCUGGCCGUCAACUUCGGCGGGCUGCCGAACAGGCCGGCGGAGUUCUGGGACGCCGUGCUCGACGCCCUCCGCGGCGGCGGCGUCGCCUACGUGUACGUCGGCCGCGACGACACGUCGCUCGACUUUACGGAAACGGUCAAGGCCGUGACCGAGGCGACCCGGCGGGCUCAGCUCCAGGCCUGGGCGGACGCCGGCGGCGCGCCCGAGGACGAGCCGCUCUGGCACCGCGAGGACGAGAUUGCGCGCCUAUGUCACCUGGCAGGCGGCGGCGAGGACGCCGCCUUUGGCAGGCCGUUGCCGCUCGGGUACCUGAAAGCCCCGCAGCGCGCCAAACAACGGCGGCGCGCGUCGUUCGGGGUGUGUCCGUGGAUGCCGUCGCCGCUGCACGACUUGCCGGAGUGAGGACCACCUGCAUCGGCACGACUGUGGCAGUGUACUAGUAUUACUGUGUAAGACAUCAUGUGAUAGAAAAAA
Molecule: messenger RNA, 1456 nt
Organism: Pelagomonas calceolata
Lineage: Eukaryota; Pelagophyceae; Pelagomonadales; Pelagomonadaceae
Source: the annotation of a GenBank genome assembly